Messenger RNA from Penicillium soppii, 1635 nucleotides. RefSeq lists its product as uncharacterized. The annotation marks the transcript as partial. The record is from RefSeq and is a predicted model, not a curated record. The transcript has 2 exons. NCBI's taxonomy places the organism in Eukaryota, Fungi, Ascomycota, Eurotiomycetes, Eurotiales, Aspergillaceae.
GCACCCAAGGCCUGUAUUGAUAGCAAGAACCAUGCAGCAGUUUCUUGCCCCAAGGCCACUGUCCAAAGUGCUGGUUCUGACACCAUCAAGAAUAGCCUCUCCCCAUCGUUGUGCUCGGCUCAAACAUUUUCCUAUCCUCUCAUACCCGGCACCGAGGUACUCUCACUGCAAGCCUCCCAAGUCUCCAAUAUAACACAGUACAUCCCUGAUUGGUACUAUUACAACCAUGGCGGCAUCGCAGCCCAGAAUCUCAACUUUUGCAAUGUAACCGUGACCUACAAACACACUGACAAACACGACUCCAUCAACGUUGGCGUUUUUCUCCCUAUUGACUCUUGGAAUGGCCGUUCACAAGGAAUUGGUGGAAACAGAUACACCGCCGGACUCACAGACGUAACGAAACAUGGCAUGAUCGCCGCAGCAGCCGAAGGCUACAUCGCCAUUUCAACAGAUGGUGGACACACAAGCGACGAUCCCGCAGAAUGGGCCCUCCUCGACGACAGAACACCAGACUACGACACUAUCUACGAUUUUGGAAUCCUAUCUCUCGACGACGCGGCCCUGAUAGGAAAGAGCCUAACAGAGAGCGCAUAUGGGUCGAAACCCAAAUACUCAUACUGGACAGGCUGCUCACAAGGCGGCCGACAAGGCCUAGCUCUUGCGCAAAAAUACCCAAACGCGUACGACGGCGUUGUGGCUUCUGCACCGGCUAUCAAUUGGCCUGAGCUGUCGUUGGGAGGAUACUGGGCCCAGUUUGUCAUGGGUCACCUCGACGAAUACCUGUUUCCUUGCGAGAUCAAUACUGUGACAGCCGCUGCAGUCUUCGCUUGCGACGGCGCUGAUGGCGUCCUGGAUGGCAUCAAUUCAGAUCCCAAUUCAUGUAUUUUCAAUCCAUUUACUAUGGUUGGGACACAGAUCUACUGCAGCGACACUGGGUCUGAGUUGAAGAUCUCGGCUGUAACGACGAAUAUUGUUAAUGCUACUUGGACAGGCGCGCGAGACUCACAGGGCAGGUUCCUGUGGUAUGGCUUCAAGCCUGGUACUCCUUUGACGGGACGGAACACCCCGGCGAACACAGAAUGUGUCGACGGAAAGUGCACGGCCGUACGCAGCUACCUGCAUGAGCGGUGGGCUCAAGUAUUCGUGGAACAGAAUGUCAACCGUACUUUGUCAAAUAUCACACGAAAGGAGUACGACCGUCUCUUUUGGAAGUCUGUCCAGCAGUGGACAUCGGCUUUCGGAACAAACGACCCAGAUCUGUCAAAGUUCCGCGAUGCUAGCGGCAAGAUGCUUACGUAUCAUGGUUUGGUGGACGAAGUAAUCCCUCCCAGAGGCACACGGUCAUACUACGAGAAGGUUGCUGCGCAAGAAUCCGGCGUGCAUGAGUUUUAUCGGCUCUUUGAAGUGCCGAUGAUGGGCCACUGCUAUGGCACUAAAGGUGGAUAUCCUUCCACUAUGUUUGAUAGCCUUGUUGCUUGGGUUGAAAAUGGAAUUGCGCCUGAAAGUCUUCCAGUCACCUACAUACCGGAAGAUGGGAAGACUUAUGGCAGAAUCAUUUGUCCUUACCCACAGCGUGUGAGGUAUACAGGGUCGGGGGAGGUGACUACUUCCGACGUGUUCUAUUGCGCAGAAUGA